This is a messenger RNA of Nerophis lumbriciformis (worm pipefish), 3529 nucleotides long. RefSeq names its product PR domain containing 15 (gene prdm15). NCBI's taxonomy places the organism in Eukaryota, Metazoa, Chordata, Actinopteri, Syngnathiformes, Syngnathidae. The record is from RefSeq and is a predicted model, not a curated record. Gene Ontology annotation, biological process: regulation of DNA-templated transcription. Gene Ontology annotation, molecular function: DNA-binding transcription factor activity, RNA polymerase II-specific; RNA polymerase II cis-regulatory region sequence-specific DNA binding; protein binding.
GCUUCCGGUCCUGCGCUCUGUCUGGAGCGGAUUGGAACCCGGAGUCAGGAUUCGCUAAAUGAAGUGUCUUUUGCAGGAAAGCUUGACAGAAUGGCAGCUGAGCCUCCAGAGGAGUUCAUCUGGUGUGAGGACUGUGGACAGUACCACGACUCGGAGUGCCCAGAACUUGGACCUCUGGUGACCGUCCAGGACUCUUUCGUCCUCAGCCGAGCCCGUUCCUCGCUUCCAAACAGUCUGGAAAUCAGGCCAGUAGCAGAUCACGGUGAGGGUGUCUUCGUCCAACGACAGCUGGUCAAAAGGACACGAUUUGGCCCGUUUGAGGCCAAAAGGGUGCCCGUUUUGGAAAAAGAAGUUGGCUUUCCUUUGAAGAUCUUCCAGCAUGACGGCGUGGUGUGUUUUGACACCAGUAGUGAAGACGACUGUAACUGGAUGAUGCUGGUUCGACCUGCCACAGAUCACCAACACCAAAAUCUGACAGCCUACCAGCAGAAUGAUGAGGUGUUCUUCAAUACAAUCCAGGAUGUGCUCCCAGGAACAGAGCUGAGGGUCUGGUAUGGAGCUUUCUAUGCUAAAAAGAUGGAGAAGCCCGUUCUCAGGUGUCCCACUCAGCCCCUACCACUUACAGAAACUGAGGAAACUGCUGCUGUUACGCCCCCUCUGGCCAAAGACAACAAUGCAGGUGACAUGACAGGUGCUGCCGAUGAGGUGCUGGCCUCAACAGAGGUUCCAAGAGACUUUCAAACAUCACAAAAGGACGAUGUGGUCGGAGAGGACGACGAUGCUCCCGCUGCUCAGCCGCUUGCAAGGAAAGGGUCCGCACGUGGGAGAAAAGCAAGGGGCCGCAAACUUCGAGCUGUGCUUGCUGUGAGCAGGAGUAAAGAUGUGAAGCAAGCUAUUGAGAGCACACAGUCUCUUGCUUUAGAGGUAGCAGCUUCCUCAAAGGGAAGCGGCCCGCCCUUGGUUUCGGACGUCGGGGCCGUGCAAAAGAGAGUGCCAGGCCGAGAACACAAGAAGGUGUACCGCUGCUCCCUCUGCAGCAAGGUCUUCCAGAACAGCAGCAACCUCAACAGACACAUCCGAUCACAUGGUGACAAACUCUUCAAGUGUGAUGAAUGUGACAAACUGUUCAGCCGCAAGGAGAGUUUGAAGCAGCACAUCUCCUACAAACACAGCAAGAACGGGCCUGACUUGGAAUACAAAUAUAAAUGCAACACAUGUGACAAAUCCUUCCGCCUGGAAAAUGCCUUGAAUUUCCACAACUGCAGGACAGACGACAAGACGUUCCAGUGCGACAUCUGCUCCCGUUUCUUCUCCACCAACAGCAACCUCUCUAAGCACAAGAAGAAGCACGGCGAAAAGCUCUACUCCUGUGAGAUCUGCAACAAGAUGUUCUACCGCAAAGACGUCAUGCAGGAGCACCACAGACGACACCGCUUUGGAUCAAAGCACAUGAAGAAAGAGGAGUUGGAGGCCAAUGGAGAAGAAGCAAGCAAGUACCGCAAAGAACCUUCACCGUGUCCAAUCUGUGGCAAGGUGUUCUCCUGCCGAAGUAACAUGAACAAACACCUGCUGACUCACGGCGAUAAGAAGUACACCUGCGAGAUAUGUGGCCGCAAGUUCUUCCGCGUGGACGUGCUUCGAGAUCACAUUCAUGUUCACUUCAAGGAUAUAGCCCUAAUGGAUGAGCAGAAGAGGGAGGACUUCAUCAAGAGGAUCGGCAUUUCAGUUGGUGACAGUGACGAAAAAGAGGACGAAGACGAGGAAGACGACCCCGAGCGCCAUAAGUACAACUGCAAGAAAUGUCAGAUGUCGUUUGCAAAAGGCAGAGAAUACCUGAAGCACAUCAUGGAGCAGCACAAAGAGCGAGGCUACGGCUGCGGGAUUUGUGAGCGUCGUUUCGCACUGAAAGCCACAUACAACGCCCACCUGGUCAUCCAUAGGGAGCAGCUACCUGACCCUGCUGUGCAGAAGUAUAUCCACCCAUGUGAAGUUUGUGGCAGAAUCUUCAAUAGUAUUGGAAACUUGGAGAGGCACAAGAUCAUCCACACUGGGGUGAAGAGCCACAGCUGUGAUAAAUGUAGCAAAUCAUUUGCAAGGAAGGACAUGCUGAAGGAGCAUCUGAGAGUCCAUGACGACAUCCGAGACUUCCUGUGUGCAGAAUGUGGGAAAGGCAUGAAGACCAAGCAUGCUCUGAGGCACCACAUGAAGCUCCAUAAGGGCAUCAAAGAGUACGAGUGUAAGGAAUGUAACCGCAAGUUUGCCCAGAAGGUCAACAUGCUUAAACACUUGAAAAGACAUACGGGUAUGAAGGACUUCAUGUGUGAGCUGUGCGGAAAGACGUUCAGUGAAAGAACCACUCUGGAGACGCACAAGCUCAUCCAUACAGUGGGGAAGACCUGGACGUGUGUCACCUGCGAUAAGAAGUAUUUGACAGAGUACAUGCUGCAGAAGCACGUGCACCUGACUCAUGAGAAAGUGGAGGCCCAGUCGUGUCAGCUGUGCGGCACCAAGGUGUCCACGCGAGCCUCCAUGAACCGUCACCUGCGACGCAAACACCCUGAGGUGAUGCCUGUGAGAAUUGAGGACUUUGAUGAUCUUCAGGAAUGCCAGACGAUCAACGACUCGUCCAUUAGCAUUGUGCAGCUGGAAAAAGACAGUGCGUCUCAGGAAAGACCCAGCCGACCGACCCGCUCGGCCAAGAAGAAGCCUAGAGUUGUGAGCGAGCCCGAACUUUCUGGAUCAGACGACUACACCGAUUUUACAGAGUCCAGACAGGAACCACUGCCGGAAUUCAACACAGUGAUCAUUGGUGAGGAGAUGGAGACCAGCUCUGCAGUGCAGAGUAUCCAGCAGGUGGUGGUCCUUGCUGACCCCAACGCUCCGCCCACUUCUUCUCACCACAGCUCGGUGAGUCUGAGCAACAUCACGGUCACGCCCAUCAACAGCCCGCCUUCCGCUCAGUUCACCAGUCUGCAGCCUGUAGCGGUCGGCCACCUGACGGCCAACGACCGACCGCUCUCGCUGGACAACUCCAUCCUCACCGUCACUUUCGACACGGUCAGCGGCUCGGCCUUGCUGCACAACAGGCCCGCCGACCUCGUCCCGGAAGGGGCGGUCACCCCGGGAGGCCCGUCAGCCCAGUCUGUGGCGCACUUCAUCAACCUCGCCGCUCUUGUCAACCCCAUGAGCCACCAGCUGGAGGUUCCGACGCUGGCCUGGAGGCCCGUGUUGGCGGCAGACAGCGGCCAGGCGCCCCCUGGGGCGCAGGGGGUCCAGGGGGCGAUCCACGAGACCCAGAGUCACGGACCCGAGAAUCCAGAAACAUCUGUGCAGCACUGGAUGAAAGAUGCAAUGGUCUGUCAGAAGCCCAGAAACUCACUGACCUUUUAUACACACACAUUAAUUACAAACAAACAGGUCACAGGUGAGGAUUGGAACCUUGAUUAGCCAUUCAAACCUGUUUGUGUCAACUUUUGUGCAUGUUAUCAGAUCAAAGUCACUGGGGUAUGUAAACUUUUGAUCAGGGUCA